Molecule: messenger RNA, 1385 nt
Organism: Sinocyclocheilus grahami
Lineage: Eukaryota; Metazoa; Chordata; Actinopteri; Cypriniformes; Cyprinidae
Product: GDP-mannose 4,6 dehydratase-like
Exons: 13
Coding region: 1-1014 (337 amino acids)
Biological process (GO): 'de novo' GDP-L-fucose biosynthetic process
Molecular function (GO): GDP-mannose 4,6-dehydratase activity
Source: RefSeq, a predicted model, not a curated record
AUGAAGAGAAAGACUCUUUUACUGCGGUCAUGGGCGAAUAUAAGGGACCCAUUUUUCAAACAGACACAUCGACACGCAGAUGGGUCCUACCUGGCUGAGUUUCUGCUGGCUAAAGGUUAUGAGGUUCAUGGUAUCCUCCGCAGGUCCAGUUCUUUUAACACGGGCCGGAUUGAGCACCUUUAUCAUAACCCUCAAACGCACACAGAAGGAAGCAAUGGAUCCGCUAAGGGUUCCCCUAAAAUCUCCUUUGACCUUGCUGAGUACACCGCAGACGUUGACGGGGUAGGGACCCUACGUCUGCUGGAUGCAGUAAAGACCUGCGGUCUAACUGACACCGUCCGCUUCUACCAGGCCUCCACCAGCGAGCUCUACGGGAAAGUACAGGAAAUUCCCCAGAAGGAGACCACACCAUUUUACCCGCGAUCCCCUUAUGGUGCUGCUAAGCUCUAUGCAUACUGGAUAGUGGUAAACUUCAGGGAAGCCUAUAACCUCUUUGCUGUGAAUGGGAUCUUGUUCAAUCAUGAGAGUCCUAGAAGAGGUUCAAAUUUUGUAACUAGGAAGAUCAGUCGCUCUGUGGCAAAGAUCCAUCUUGGGCAGUUGCAGUGCUUCAGCCUGGGGAAUCUGGACUCCAAGCGAGACUGGGGCCAUGCCAAAGAUUAUGUGGAGGCGAUGUGGCUGAUGUUGCAGCAGAAGGAGCCUAUCGAUUUUGUCAUAGCGACGGGGGAAGUGCACAGCGUACGGGAGUUCGUGGAGAAGGCCUUCAAACACGUGGGCAAAACCAUUGUGUGGGAUGGGAAGAAUGAGGAGGAGGUGGGCCGAUGUCAGGAGACGGGAGAGAUUCAUGUGAAGGUGGAUCCGAAGUACUACCGGCCAACUGAAGUGGACUUCCUACAGGGAGACAGUUCCAAAGCCUUUAAGAUCCUGGGCUGGAAACCACGUGUGACGUUCGAGGAGCUUGUUAAAGAAAUGGUGGAUGCAGACAUCGAGCUCAUGCGGAACAACCCGAAUGCCUGAUCCCACACGCCUUCAUCUCCAUGCAUGCCAAAGAGGCAGUUGUCAUGUGUUUGUGUGUGAUCACUGGAAGAAGCAUUCAGCUGCAUUUCUGUUGCUCCGUCUGUCAUUUUCUCUGCUGCUUCAGCUUUCGGAUCUCAGUUUCGCUGUGUUUUGAGGGUGUUGCCUUUCUCUAUUCCUUAAGUGUCAUAUUUAAGGUUAUGUGUAUGGAUUUUUAGUUUGUGUUGUCUAAAUGAUUUUUAUCCAUUUUUAUAAAGAGGUUUUUAUUCAUAAUCAUGAAAAAAAAAUUGUAAAUAAGGGAUUAAAGGGUUUGUAGAGCUGUUUAAAGCUGUUUGCGGUUUUAUUCAUGUCUUUUCAGUUUAAGGAAUCACAUU